AUGGCGGAUGAUGCAGCGUCGUCAGCUGAAAGCUGUGAGUUGAACGCCCAGGUCGCUUCGGAAUGGGUCGACGUCGAGAUGGACGUGUGUGAAAAUGAUUCCGACAUGGACGCAAAUGAUUCCGACGUGGAUGCAGAAGAGUUCCAGACUGCGAUGAAGAUGCUGAAGAUUACCGAGCAUGUUGCUCGCAUGCAGCUAUCUCGUCCUGAAAUGCUCCGGGUGACCUCCGCGGGACAUAUGCUGGAGCGAUGCGGCCAGGGAUUGCGUCGUGGGCCCGCAUGCAACGAUCUGUAUUUCCUUAGCAGACCGGUCAAUCAAAUCCAGCAGUUUUGCUCGCACUCCUGGCAUGGGAGAGUUUGGGAAAAGGUGGUGCUCCUGCUACUCGUCUUCAAUGGUCUACCCGCCCUGCUGAUGGGCACGCUCGUGGUUGUCCUGACUCUCGCACUGCUUGAAGCUUACAGCAUAUGUUCCGGUGAAGCUUGGUACUGCAAUCACGCAGCCAUCAGCACAAGCCUGGGAGUGCUAGUCACCGGUUUGACGUUCCUCUUCUGGCAGUCAAGAAGAGAGGUGUUCUUGGACAAGAUCUGCAUUCACCAGAUAGAUGAGCGGCUCAAGUUGGAAGGUGUGUUGAAUGUGGCCGCCCUUGUGAAACGGUCGAAGUCCAUGCUGGUUUGUUGGGACACCUCCUACAUACGAAGGCUCUGGUGUGUUCUUGAGAUUGCGGCGUUCUUGCAGAGCCACGAAGAAGAUGCGCCACUUCAUAUUAAGCCUGUGACAUGGGCGCCCGUCACAGUCAUUCUUUUCUUGGGUGUUUGCUUUUUGUCUGUGAUCCUGGUCUCUGUGAUGGACGGCUUGUGGGAGAGCGACAUUUGGUCGGGGAAGCCGCUCGUCGCAGUUGCCCUCGCGGUGUCGGUGUUCAUGCCGUUGUCCGUGCUCUGCCUUUCUUAUGCAAGUGCACUUAUGCGUGGCCAUUUCCGCGCAGUUGAUGCAAUGGUUGAGCAGUUGCGAAGCUUCUCCCUAAAGCGCGACACGGUAUGCCACUGUUGCACUGCGAAUCAUCUUGAUAAAGAUGGGCAGCGCACUCCCUGCGACCGGCAUAUCCUCGAGGGGAGCAUCCGUUUGUGGUUCGGUUCUGUGGCAGAGUUCGACAAACUCGUUCAACAGCAAGUUCGCGCAGCUUUCGAGCAAAAGCUGCGGGGAUAUCCAGCACCGUACUCUUGGGUGAUUGGCGCCACGACUCCUAUCGUAUGGUCAAACUUUUAUUACUUCAUCAAGCUGAUGGCCGAGGGGAGGUAUGCUAUGGCGCUUGCGGACAUGUGCUACAUCACGUCCUACUGGUUGGCAACUAUACCCAUCAUGGCUGUCUUUUGGGCGUGCGCAGCCAGACACCUCAAGACGCAGCAGCACCAGUGGUGGAAGGAGGUUCUCGUAAACAUUGCUUGCUCGUUGUCCGUGGUAGCCGGCUACACUGUAAACGCUUUGAUUGAAGGCAUUUUAACAUUAUUGUUGCCCUUGGAGUGGAGCAAAGUCGCUUUCGCAGUGACGCAGGUGACCCUCCUUGCUGGUUUGCAUGGGUUCCUAUCCCGCUGUUUUUCCGCAAAGGCUGUGGCUUGCCAUGAAAACGUUCCGCAUCAUGCCCUUUUCUCCCCCGAAGGGGGCUGCACUCUUCCUCCCCCAAAAGGGGUCCUAGAGGCUUGUGAUUCUUUUUGA
Messenger RNA from Symbiodinium sp. CCMP2592, 1710 nucleotides. Lineage: Eukaryota; Dinophyceae; Suessiales; Symbiodiniaceae. The record is from the annotation of a GenBank genome assembly.